Molecule: messenger RNA, 1052 nt
Organism: Trematosphaeria pertusa
Lineage: Eukaryota; Fungi; Ascomycota; Dothideomycetes; Pleosporales; Trematosphaeriaceae
Exons: 4
Coding region: 193-1038 (281 amino acids)
Biological process (GO): mycotoxin biosynthetic process
Source: RefSeq, a predicted model, not a curated record
AGCGGCUUGUCUGCGUGGCUAUGCAUCGCAUCACAGCUAGCUUUAAGACCUGGUUUGCGCUCCCGACUUCACCAGAAUGGCCGCGAAGCCGAACCUUGGAAUUGAAGCCUCUUCCAAUUUUCUGCCGACCAACCUCCUUCCGAUAGUGCACAGCGACCAUCUUUCCUCGUUCAUAUCGUUGUGUAAAGCGUUAUGUCGCACUCCAAAAGCGAAGAAGCUUACAGCUUGUUAAGAGACUCUUCGGAAGAUUGCCCCGAAGACUUUCCUUCUAAUACGACUCCAUCGGCCCGACGCCAAUUGAAACUCUACAUUUUAAUCCUCAUCAACAUUCUCCUCCUCCUAAUCAAUCUCUUUUGCGGAUCCUUUCUCCUCGAGUUCCACAUCUCAUCAAAGUCGACGUCAUUCUCAGUUCACUCACCUCUAAACAAGAUCAUCCAGACGCAAACCUCCCACUGGAAUCUCAGCCUAGGCGACCGCACGCCCUUCACAGAAGCCCCUAGUAGAGACGUCGACGCCCUCUGGGACAGCAUCUCCGCGCCCCCAGGCAACGUCGGCACAAUCAUCGUGCAGAAAGAGGAUCUCGAAAAGAGCAGUCUUGAAUCGAUCGAGCUAGCAGACGGGUCAGGGUAUCUGGCGACGGUGGACGUCUUUCAUCAGCUGCACUGCCUCGACUUUAUCCGAAAAUACGUUUUCAACGCGACGUACCAGCUCAGUCCCGCCGAGCAUCCGCUCUGGGAGGACCACAUCGCGCACUGCAUCGACAGCAUCCGCCUUUCCCUCCAAUGCAGUUCCGAUGUCAGUCUCAUCACUUGGAAAUGGGUAGAGGGGUACGGUAAUCCGUGGCCCGACUUCAGGUCAAAGCAUGAAUGCCGCAAUUGGGAUGAUAUUUUGGGCUGGGCGAGUGAAAGAAGGUUCGAUCCUAAUACGCCGGGGUCGUUUGUGCAUCCUGAAUUGGGACCAGUGGAUGGGCUGGAAGGAAAGUGGUUUCAGAAUCCGCUUGAGGGCGGGAAGCCGCUGCGCUAUGUUGGGCAGAACUAAUGUGGAUGUUGUUG